Lepidothrix coronata (blue-crowned manakin) is the source of this 8614-nucleotide messenger RNA. RefSeq names its product ATP binding cassette subfamily G member 1 (gene ABCG1). Bases 91 to 2091 code for a protein of 666 amino acids. The record is from RefSeq and is a predicted model, not a curated record. Gene Ontology annotation, biological process: transmembrane transport; cholesterol homeostasis. Gene Ontology annotation, molecular function: ATP hydrolysis activity; ABC-type sterol transporter activity; ATP binding. NCBI's taxonomy places the organism in Eukaryota, Metazoa, Chordata, Aves, Passeriformes, Pipridae. Gene Ontology annotation, cellular component: plasma membrane. The transcript is spliced from 15 exons.
CCCAUCCCUGCCCGCCUCCCGCAGCCAGUCGGGGCGGAGAGGCGGCACUCGAGGGCUCCUCCGCCGGCAGCCGGGCGGGCAGAGGGACACAUGGCAUGUCUGAUGGCGGCUUUCUCCCUGGGCAGCGCUUUGAACGGCAGCAGUUCCGGGUGCACCAUGGCCGAGCCGAAGUCGGUGUGUGUUUCGGUGGACGAAGUGGUCUCCAACGGCACAGACACCCAAGACAUUCGGCUCAUGAAUGGACACUUAAAAAAGGUGGACAAUGCUCUGACAGAGGCUCACCGUUUCUCCUACCUACCCCGCAGACCAGCCGUGAACAUUGAGUUUAAAGAACUGUCCUACUCCAUCCAGGAAGGGCCGUGGUGGAGGAAGAAAGGUUAUAAGACCCUUUUGAAAGGAAUUUCAGGGAAGUUCAGCAGUGGAGAACUUGUUGCAAUUAUGGGUCCUUCAGGAGCUGGGAAGUCAACGCUUAUGAACAUUCUGGCAGGAUACAGAGAGACGGGAAUGAAAGGAGAAAUCCUCAUCAAUGGGCAGCCCCGGGACCUGCGCUCUUUCCGCAAAGUCUCCUGCUACAUCAUGCAGGAUGACAUGCUCCUUCCUCACCUGACCGUCCAGGAAGCUAUGAUGGUAUCUGCUCAUCUGAAACUUCAAGAGAAAGAUGAAGGGAGGAGAGAAAUGGUAAAAGAAAUACUGACAGCCCUCGGUUUGCUGACCUGUGCCAACACGAGGACUGGGAGCCUUUCUGGAGGCCAGAGAAAGCGUCUUGCCAUUGCUUUGGAGCUGGUGAACAACCCCCCUGUCAUGUUUUUUGAUGAACCAACCAGUGGCUUGGACAGUGCAUCAUGUUUUCAGGUUGUCUCUCUGAUGAAGGCUUUAGCCCAAGGUGGCAGGUCCAUCAUCUGCACCAUUCACCAGCCCAGUGCAAAACUGUUUGAGCUGUUUGAUCAGCUCUAUGUUUUAAGUCAAGGUCAAUGCAUUUACCGUGGGAAGGUAACAAACCUAGUCCCUUACUUGAGAGAUUUGGGUUUGAAUUGCCCAACCUACCACAAUCCUGCAGAUUUUGUUAUGGAAGUGGCAUCUGGCGAGUACGGGGACCAGAACAGCCGGCUGGUCAGGGCCGUGCGGGAGAGGAUUUGUGACACCGACUACAAGAGGGAUGUGGGUGGUGAGAACGAGCUGAACCCCUUCCUCUGGCACCGGCCUUCUGAGGAGGAUUCCUCCUCCACAGAAGGCUGCCACAGCUUCUCUGCCAGCUGCCUAACCCAGUUCUGCAUCCUCUUCAAAAGAACUUUUCUCACCAUCAUGAGGGAUUCGGUCCUGACACACCUGCGUAUCACCUCACACAUUGGCAUCGGGCUGCUCAUCGGGUUGCUCUACCUGGGCAUCGGCAACGAAGCUAAAAAAGUCCUCAGCAACUCCGGCUUCCUCUUUUUUUCCAUGUUGUUUCUCAUGUUUGCUGCGCUCAUGCCAACUGUCCUCACCUUUCCCCUUGAGAUGGGAGUGUUUCUCAGAGAGCAUCUCAACUACUGGUACAGCCUGAAAGCCUAUUACCUCGCCAAAACCAUGGCUGAUGUUCCUUUUCAGAUCAUGUUUCCUGUGGCUUACUGCAGCAUUGUGUACUGGAUGACUUCACAGCCAUCUGAUGCUCUCAGAUUUGUCCUCUUUGCAGCCUUGGGAACCAUGACAUCCCUGGUGGCUCAGUCCCUGGGCCUUCUCAUAGGUGCAGCCUCUACAUCCCUCCAGGUGGCAACGUUUGUGGGCCCAGUUACUGCCAUCCCAGUUCUUCUCUUCUCUGGGUUUUUUGUCAGCUUUGAUACCAUCCCAACAUACCUCCAGUGGAUGUCCUACAUUUCCUAUGUCAGGUACGGGUUCGAAGGAGUUAUUCUCUCCAUCUAUGGACUGGAUCGGGAAGAUCUGCAUUGUGACAAAGACGACACUUGCCAUUUUCAAAAAUCAGAGGCCAUCCUGAGAGAACUGGAUGUAGAAAAUGCCAAACUUUACCUGGACUUCAUUGUUCUCGGAAUUUUCUUCUUCUCUCUGCGCCUGAUUGCCUAUUUCGUUCUCAGAUACAAAAUCCGAGCGGAGAGGUAAAGGAGAAGCAGCUAAACCAAUGCAGUAGGGAGAUCUUUAGACAUGCAAUAGAGGGCACUUGACAUUGUCUCACUGUGGCAGGCUGGUCCCCAGUGCCCAGCCAGACGCUGUUCUGACCGAGCCCAUGGAGAGCCACAAUGGGAUAGUGGACAUACAGUGUUAAGCCAAUCAGUCCAGUUGGGUUGGGUCAUGUUUUCAUUACACUUUCUAGCUUUAACUAGGAAGAAGAACUAGAAGGGAAUUUUACACCACAGAGUAUCAAAACCGAGGCAGUGUAACUGUAAUAAAAAACCUGCCUGCAGGAGCUUUCCUUAGGAAAACCAAUUUCGGGAUAAGGUUGCUGGGAUAUAAGUCCUGGUAGCCAGAAUAGUAUAAUGUCCUCUCUAGUUGACAAGGUAAUGAGAUGCAAAAUGAGGAAUGCAAUGAAAAUAGGGUUCUCUCAUCUUUUUAAAUCUAGAGUUUCAUCUUUGCGGUUUUUCUAUAUAUUAUUUUGCAAUUCUUUUCCACAGAAUUACCCCUUCUGGCCAAAAGUCUGUAAAUGUAUUAAUAAGGUAAAGACAUCUUUUUAAUAUGGAUACUUUUUUAAAGCAAACCUAAAGUGAUUCAAGUAAUUAUUUUUGUUUCUGUCUGAAUUUAGAAUUCUGGUGCUUUACUUGUCGAGCUGGUCUCCUAUCUGAAAACUGUAAUGAUAGGAGGAAAAGGCAGAUUCCGAGUCUGCACUAAACCUCUGGUCCUAUUUGGAAGCAUCCCUGAAUAGCACACGCAGUUAGACAUGUUCAAGCUGUCACUGAACGGUUGAAAAAACCAUUAUUUUGCAGUGUCUUUUAAAUCCUUGGUAUUUGUGAUAGUCAAAAUACUAACUCUGCUCAUUACCUGUUUGAUCUACCUCCUGUGAAUAUAAAAAUCAAAGCACUCCAAGGCUCAUUUUUUUCUUAAAUUGUGAAAGCAGAAUUUGUCCCUAAAGUGAUUGUUAAAGCCUGAUGGAGUGCAAGAGUUGUCCAGAGAUCAAAGCCUGGGGUACUGUGUUAAAACACUUGUGACUGCCUCAUACAGCAGGAGUCAUUUUGUCUGCACUGUGUAGAACCCUCCUCAAACAUACAGAUGACCUUGUAAUCCUGCAGAUCUAAUUAUGCCAGGUAGUUCUGUUCUCAUCCUAAAGUCCACGUGCACAACGUGGGAAUUAAUAGCUACUUCAUCUAAACAUCAAUGAAACUGUUGUUUUGUGUAUCUCAGCUGUGUAAAUUUGGUAGGGGGAAUUCUAGUUCCAAGCUGAUGUGAAUUUUGUCACCAAUUUUGAUGGGUUUGGAUUUUCAAAUCUUAAGUGGAACCGUGGGGCCCAUACUUGUGUUGGACACCUUGGUGAACUUCAGUGCAAAUUCCACUGCCUUCUGCCAUUCCUGUGAAUUUAUCUUGGUGUCCCAAACCUCUGAGUGAGACCUACACUCUCUGUAAAUGUAUUAUUCCUGUCAGGAUGCUGAAGUCUUGUAGGUUGGAAGCAGCUCAAUGUCAGCAAAACAUGCAGGAGCUCAACAGCUCGUGGCAGUAGAGUAGAUAAGAGAGACCUCGUGCAUCUGCUGGCCCUCUCUGUUUUCAGAGACUCCAUGGCUACGUCUGUACUAGUGAAAUAAAUAGUGCCAGGGCCAGCUCUGUUAGUCCUCAAAUGACUGGGGCUGACAGGAAUGGUCCCUGUACUGACUUCUAAACAGAGCCAUUGUCUGGAAAAGCUCUGGCUGUGCUGGGCUGCAGCUCUGCCAUUGUUUCCCAGUUUUUCUGGCCUAUGCCCAGGCUCUGUUUAAUUUACCAAUACAGACCAGGUAUAUCUGUUAAACUCAGGACGUUUGAAUUAAACCUGUGUUCUGGAAGACUUUAAAUCGAGUCACAUAUUUUGGGAAGGUUAGCUGAACCUUCCCUGAAAGUAAGAUUGGCCUUUGAAAGCAAGGUCAAUCCAGUGUAGAGGAAAACCAAAAUCCUUUCACAGCCUCUUUGCAUAAUUUUUGUUGCUGUUUUUUCUCCAAAAUCUUUUGUACAGCUCUGCAGCUUUUCCAGGCGUAAUCACAAGCAGGUAUAGACCUGUAUGGCUGUCAGAUUUGAGAAAUUAAGAAUUUUAGGUAUUCUAAAUAAUACUCAUAACUGUGAACAGUUUGUAAAUAAUUCACAAGUCUGAAAUCCCUCGGCACGACGUGCCUUGAUUAUUUCAAGACCCUCAAAGUAUUUGUGAAUAUUUUACAGGCAGUUCAAACGCUGUUUGCAGGCAGACAAAAGAAUACAUUUGCCAAAUGACUCUUUGGUUGCACACUUUUGGUCCAGCUGCAGGCUGGCUGAGUGUGAGAGAGUGUGACAUCCAGGGCAUUGAACACCUUCAGGGCUCAUGUGUUGUGUUUACCAGCACCAUUUACCAAAUACCACACUGAAAAUCCCUUGCAGUGUUCCAAAGGAGGUCACUUUGCUGACCAUCCCAACACCGGUGACUUACACGAUGCUGUUUUCUCCCCUCCAGACCAGUUUAGCAGUACGAGUUCCCUGGAUGCUGUCUUGUUAUCUGUGCCUGUUCCUCUGUCUGUAGACCUUCUUAUCUUACCUCUUCAGUCUGCAACGUGUCCUCCUGUACUGUAACUUUGUAUGUGUUAUGGUAGCCAAAAGUCUGGUCCUGGCGGGUGUUCCUAAUAAGGAAAUGCAGGCUCUGGAAUAUUUUUUGUCACUCCUUUUUUUGUUAGAUACGCUUUUUCCCAGCCAUCUGCUGACAGCACUUAGCUGGAAGUUACUAUUCUAAGGAACACUUUCAGACUGUAGUAUCCCAGUAAAGAAAUAAUUCUCUGGGAACUCAGUGGUACUCAUAGAUGAGGUAAUUGUUCUUUCCCUCCUUAGCCUGCAAAUUACCUAAUGAUCUCUCUUUUGUUGCUACUGCGGGGCAGAAGUAUUUAAAAUCCAUCCCAAUUAUGUUUUCAUAUACUGCAAAGAUUUUUAACAUAGUCUCAGGCUGGCUUUUUUCUCUUCAUGUGGAAAUAAAUUCUAGCAGGCUGGUAUAAAAUGCAUUCCUGUUCAUUCAAAGCUGAGCAUUCAUGUGCUGUUGUGUUAAGCAGCACAUUGUGAAGCUCUGGAGGCUUCACGUGGAAGAAUAAUAAGGCCAGCAAGGUUCUGAAGUCUUCAAAUCCUCAGUUUGUAUAGCCAUGUAUAAAGAGCCAUAAACAGUUUGAAAUCAAUGCCAUUUUUGCCAUUUGAAUCAGUCACAGUCUGACUAAAAGUUGCAUAAGAGGCUAAAGGUUUCUAAAGGUCACUUGAAGACUGAAUGUAUGAUUUCUGUUUUGAUUGCAGGAAGACUCUAGUGUCCUGUUGGCCUCCUUAUUAUAUUUUUACUUGUUUUGACAUGUUGCUUUGGUUACUAUGUGCAUCAGUUAAGACUUUAGGUGCUUCAUAUUCUUUUUGUUGUUUUUUCUUUAUGGAAAACUUGCGUAUAAUAUGAAACACCCUGGAAGAUUUUAAAAAUUACCUGAAACAUUAUUAUUUACAAUUAAAUAAAAGAUUUGGAAAGCAGAUUCUACCCAUAAGAAAUUGAGAAAAUUUCAUCUUUAUAGGUCAAAGGGAGUAACAGAAGACUGGUGCUGAAAUGCUCUUCAGUUCUUAGAAUUUGGAGCCCAAGUUAUUGAUUUUUGUUAAAAGAGAGGAAUAUGUAGACAUGUAAUAGAAGAGCUGGUUAUGUAAGUGGGAGAUAAUGAACACUUGAGUCCAAGUACUGGAUGUAUCAGGUGAUUGACAGUUCCAUUUAUGCUUUUGUGUCAAAGCCUGUGUUGUCAACAGAAAUGAGUGUUUUACGAAACAUUUUUUCUGGACAGAAGUGUGGCGUAUACUGACCUGUGCCACCCCAGUGAUCCUCACAGAGGAGAUCUUACCUGUCCUAUUUACACAACGCUAGAUGGAUGUUCUUGAUUCUGAGGAUCUAAGAAUCAGGGGGAAGGGCAACAAAGCAGAUACCCUGCUGGGAGUCUGUUACAGACCACCCAAGCAGGGUGAAGAGGCAGGUGAAAUACUCUAUAAGAAGUCUGGUGAUCUGAGCAGAGAAGGACUGGUGGGUGACGUGAUGGCUGGAGGUUGUCUUGGGCACAUCAUGAAAUGGCAGAGUUUUUGGUUCUUGGGGAAAUAAGGAGGGGGAUCAGCAGAACUGCUGCCUUGGACUUCUGAGGGCAGCCUUUGGCCUGUUUGGGAACCUGGUUGGCAGAGUCCCUUGGGAGGCCAUCCUGAAGGGCAGAGAUGUCCAGGGAGGCUGGAGGUUCUUAAGAAGGAAAUCCAAAAGACAAGCCAGCGGAGAAGAAGACCAGCCUGGUUGAGCAGAGAGCUUUGGCUGGAACUCAAGGAACAAAAUAAGAGUGUAUCACCUUUGGAAGAAGGGUCAGGCAACUCAGGAGGACUGCAAGGAUGCUGUGAGGUUACACAGGGAGAAGUUAAAAGGGCCAAACCCCAAAUAGAACUCAAUCUGGCUCCUGCUGUAAAAGUCAGUGAAAAAUGUUUCUGUAGAUACAGCACUAAGGAGAAUCUCCAUCCUUUACUGGAUGCCAUUUUCUUCCCAGAACAGCCCGACAGGGUGCAAUUGCUCAGGAAUUUCUUUCCUUUAGUUCUGUGUGGAGAUGCAUUUAUAAAGUCUGAUCACGUGAAAAGCUGUUGGGAACUAGAAGUGGGCAGCAAAUGACACCGUGUCAUGUCCUCUGUAACAGUUUGUGACAGGCUGAUCAUCGUGGUGCCUGUGACACUGCCACACAGCACUAGUGAGUGCGUAAAUUAAGUGCUGAGUGUCACUGAAGUUAGUCAUCAGCUCUGCUAUUAGUGGACAGGGGCAGUAGAAUUUUCAGGGAUCAUCUCUCGCUGUUCUCCUCUUAAAUACCCAUUUUCAUAAUACAAGAGGUUGUUGUAGUGUAUCCCACUGAGUGACUUUUGUAGCCCCACGUAUCAUUCUUCAUACUACAAGUCCAAAAGUUGCACAUUGGGCGUGCAAGCACAGCAAGUUUCAUUUUAAUUCUGUUUAAUACUUUGUUUCUGUACAUUCUUCAAGUAGCGUUUCUGAAGGAGUAAUAGCACAAAAUGUACCUUCAGUGUUAUUGUUACUUUGGAGUCUUAGGAUAAACCAUGAUCUUAUGCAGCUGUCAACUGUAGAACUUCCCUUUAAGAGGUUUAGAUUUCUGUUGAGACCUGUUGCCAGCACAGUAAAACAGAGGGUGACCAGUCAAAAUGUGUCUCCUUUGGCACAAGACAUGCCCAUGGCUCAGCCUGCGUUCUUCUCUGCGUUGUUUAUGCCUUCAAAAUCCAAACAAGUUUUUGUCAACCCAUUUCCUUUCUGGGGGCUUCCAUGCAGCUCAGCCCAUGCCUACCAACUGCUUGUGUCCUUACUGCUGGGUAUUUGUGGUUGCUGUCCACGUGAGGGUGGGAAAAUGAGCUGCUUGGGAACCAUGUGGGAUAGUUAGAGGUGGAGGGAUGACUCUUAGACUUCUUUGAGCUACCAAAUACCCAAUGUGCUGGAUCUCUGGGUGUGCUUUACUCUUUCAAGAAGGAGAAAAAAAAACUUUAAAAUGUCUUUCUAAGCAGAUUGUAAGGCAACAAGGAAGUUUUUACUUCUAAUGGUCAUGCGGUUUUCUACUUCAGUGGCAUCUGUGAUGUCUUUUUUCCUGACCCCAUUGUAGCUUAUUUUAGUAGCCCAUUGAGGGUAAUCAUGACACAAACUCCUUUCUAUUGCUUCCAGCAACCAGCUUUCCUGACCUCAGUGAUAAUUGUACCAAUCUUUAAAAAUGUGAAUUAGUUGUUGAACAAUUUUUUAAAAAUAUGUAAAAAAUGCUCCUAAAUUACAGUAAAAGUAAAUUAAAUCUAAGAAGAUUACACUGAUAUAUCUAAAAAGAAGACAACAAAUCCUGCAGUGGAGCCAAGCCUUUACCUGUGUCAGUAAAGAUUUGUCAAACACCUUAUCUGAGUCAGUUGACCUUAUUGUGAGAUACUGCCCUUGAAUCUGUUACUGAAUUAUUUAACAUUUGGUUCUUUUGUUUUCAAAGCAAGAGUCAAUGCAAGGUAUGAUUUUAAAUCGGCGUGCUAAAGUGUGCAUAUUCUGUAUAUCUAAUAUGUCAUUGUUGUCUCUUGUUUCUGUAAUGCAUUUGCAUUACUAUGAAUCAAUUUUAUUAUGCUUCUCUAGAGACUAUCGCUGCCUGCACGCUGUGAUAUAUUUGCACUGUUGUAGAUAUAUAUAUAUACAUAUAUGUAAUUAUAUUAUAUAAACCAUGUCUUUUUCAGGUUGCUUGUUACCUUUGUAGUUUACGCUUUACCGGUACAGUGGACCUGAGUAAAAAAAUGUGGGAUGUGGGGCAUUCUGAUGAUAUAUCACAGUAAUAGAGAAACCUUUGUAUAUUUCUGUAUACUUAAUACCUGUAAGAAGAGAUUUGUAUGUGCAUUAUUUUCCAAACUAGGGCUUUGUUUUCUGAGACUAGAGAACAUUUAUGAUAAUGUAACAAACAAACAAACAAAAAAAUCAAAUAAAGUGUUAUUAUUUUCC